UAAAUUCAGCAAUAUAACCUCGUAUUCUUUCCAAGCGCCUCUGCAAGUGUAAUCCAAUCUGUUCCGUCUGUAGCCAUAUUUGUUGUAAACAACAUCUUGUGCGGCAAUAUUGUACAUAUUUAAAUAACUAAUUAUCAAUUUCUUCAGGUAUUGGCUGCAAAUUACAAUGGAAUCCGUUGUGAAUUUUUGUAUUUUCUAAAAAGUUAAAUUAGUAAGAAGACAUUUCAUUUGCUACAACUGUUGUUAGUAAACAUAGAAUGAUGUCUCGGUCAGUAAGAGCAGAAACUAGAAGCCGUGCCAAAGAUGAUAUUAAACGUGUUAUGCAAGUGGUUGAUAAAGUCAGACAUUGGGAGAAAAAGUGGGUGACAAUUGGUGAAACCACUAUGAAAAUUUACAAGUGGGUGCCAGUUAUCAGCAACGAGCAGAAGAAAAAGUCAAAAGACCAUUCGAACAAAGAGAAUACAAACAUCAUGAAAAGAUCAGCAAUCGAUUCGUCCAACUCCAAUUUUGGACUUGCUGAAGAUUCAAACACCUGUUUUUCAAUGGUGAGCGACUCUCAGGGCCCUACAGACUUCUCGGCUCAGCUGGGCUUCUCAGAAGAUUCCAACUCUCAAGGCAGUGAACCCACGCCUAAGCGACUCAAGACCUCCGACUAAGUCAUGCCCUUGUUGUUUGUAAAUAACCCCUUUACCCAACGUCCAAUCUCAUAAAUUAGCAAGCUGUACUGUUCAACAGUGCAGCUUAUCGGUGUUCCGAAACUCAUCUAAAAAUGUUCUAAGCAUGUGGUAGUUGAAUCUCUUCACCAGAAACGUCUUGUGUUCAUGCAGUAGGUGGUUGCUGCAAACGUCUUCAUUCCAUUGUAAAGGUUUAGUUUGUAUAAAAUUUGAGUUUGUACCGAAAGUUAGCAUUACAAGUAGUAGCUGAUUUACGGUAAAAGAAGAAUUGCAUAUACGAGUUUAAGUUCAAACAUUGUUUUUGAUCGAUUAUCUUAUUUAAUAUUGACUCAUUUCUGACUGGGAACAUUCAUUUUAAUGAACAGAUUCAGUUAUAAGAUUCUAAGAAAUUUAUAUUUCCAAAACUUUACACUGUUAUGUCAGUGUGGAUUAGCACCAUGUUGUUUCUCCUACUCACUUUAAUUCACACAAAACUCUAGUUUCACUGCUCAUAACUCAUGGCAUCAUCGUGCAUAUUGUGUUUCUAUUUCAUUCAAUUUUCAGCCUGAUUCAAAAAUUGAAAAUAAUUUUACGAAAAUGAAUGAGGUUUUGAUGACUGUUGUUAUAAUAUUGUAAUACAGAUGCUUCUCAAAUAAAUAAAAACUGCAUCCUUGAAAAAUAAUUAAAAGUCACCAAUAUAUUAGAACUUACAAACCGAAUUUUAUUGGACAAAGUGUAUUAGUUGCUUUUGUACUUAUUUUAGUUUUAUUUUGUUGGCAGCAACUAUAAAAGAAUAUCAAUUAUGAUAUAGAAGAAUCGAAUAGUUGAUAAAGAAAAUUAAUUAUUUUAUUGGUUUUUGAAGCAUCUAAUGAGUUCAUGUAAUUAAAUCAGUCUGUUAGAAGCCUUGCGUAUACCGAUACGGGUGAUUUUAAGCCGAUUUUAGAAUCAAAAUCGUUCUGCUCCAGCUUUACAGCUCUCUUUUCAUGUCGGUGUGCGCGAAGAUUUAACAGAUUUAUUGAAUAUGUUUGCUAUAAUUUCACACUUAUAUAGUUCGAGAGAUAUUUCUUUUAACAUGAAGAGGGGAAACCAUUUUAUCCUUUCACAGUUUGUAGCAUGGACAGAGUAGUGGAGAGGAGUAAGCAUGCUGCGCACAAUUGGAUACCGACACAGAAGUAGAGAGGAAGGAGUUAGGUAGUGGGAGUGAUUAGUGAAGGAAAGAGUAUCGGGCCUCUCUGUCUUUGAUUGAGAGUUGUGUUAUAUCUCUAGUAAUAUCUCUCGGACUAUAAGUAUAGUAUUACGAUUGAUCAAAUAAAUGAUGUACAUUAUUCUUUUUUCAAAAUUUGUUUUUUGUAAACUUUGGAAAUGCUUUCACGUUAAUAAUCGAUUUCUUUGAUUGGUUUGAGAGUCAGGAAUGAGUUGAUGUUCCUUUAUUCAUAUUGAAUAUUAAGAAAAUUCUCGACUUUUUCUAAAAAGAAACGUUUUUUUUGCUUCUAGCUUUUAGUAAUGUUUAAAUCCUUCUAACAAUAAUAAUAAUUGUCGACUGUCAUCUAUCACACUGAUCAGGGUAUAAAGUAGCUCUCAUUGCUAUUUGAAAUGUAAAAAGUCUAUAUUGAUUACGUAAUUAUUGACAUCAGUCAUUAAUUUCCAAACUAAAGAUAUUGAAUUUUAUUAAUGGUCUUUAUUUUAUGUAAUCAAUGACUUGUAUUCUUUAAAGAUGGAAAACGUCAGUUCCCAUGUUAAUUUCAUCUCCUUGAUGCGUUCAGGUUUAAAUGAGAUAUUUAUCCCUUAACUCUUUCUAAUUAGUAAUCAACAAGCUCUACCAAACAAUUUUCUGUUGUAUGCAGAUCUCAUAAUCCUUGACUUAUAGAUUUAUCUAAUAUUUUCAUGAGAAUUGAAAUUGUUGUUGUUCAUGAAUAGUUGAAUUUUAUUUCACUUGAUGUUAAAUGAAUAGUCCUAGAAUUGAUAUCAACUUCUACUUUCAAAAUAUAUAUGUUCUUACAUUAUAACUGUUCUCUCGAAAGAGUAAUAAAUUUUAUGACACUGUCA
Nilaparvata lugens (brown planthopper) is the source of this 2699-nucleotide messenger RNA. RefSeq names its product B-cell CLL/lymphoma 7 protein family member B-A (gene BCL7-like). The record is from RefSeq and is a predicted model, not a curated record. Bases 258 to 656 code for a protein of 132 amino acids. Lineage: Eukaryota; Metazoa; Arthropoda; Insecta; Hemiptera; Delphacidae. The transcript is spliced from 4 exons.